Caenorhabditis elegans is the source of this 332-nucleotide messenger RNA. RefSeq names its product DUF4887 domain-containing protein (gene K08D8.1). The record is from RefSeq and is marked reviewed. The coding region runs from base 20 to 280 and encodes 86 amino acids. The transcript is spliced from 2 exons. Lineage: Eukaryota; Metazoa; Nematoda; Chromadorea; Rhabditida; Rhabditidae.
UUUCAGAAACUCUAAGCAAAUGGAGCCACAACCCCAACCAACCUACGUGUACCCAUCAUCUUCUCAUUUUGAUGCUCCACCCGCAUAUACAGAAGCAUCUGGAGCAGUGUACACACCAAAUAAUGUGCAAAAUGGGCAAGUGGUUUAUGUGGUGGUGCCUCAGAAUCAGAUGGCUUUACAAGCGGGAAACGCUAGAGCAAGACGAAUCUUCUGCACGAUUUUCUUUAUAAUUCUCUUCAUCUCAGUAUUUGUUCCCAUAAUUAUUUUUGCCAUCGCAUAGUUUUUUUUAUAGUUUUUGGAGUUUUACGCUUAUAAACUGGUUUUUUCUUCAA